AUAGAAAGAGAUGUGGCAGUUCCAGGCUGACAAGCUGGUUUUAACUGUUUAUUUCCACUCGUCAAUAGCUUAAGCAUAACACUCUCUGCAAGCCUACAACCCAUUAUGGAUCUUCUCUCUCGUAUACGCCAUGACGUUAGACUGCGUAACCUCACUGUCUAUGCGCAGUGGCUAUCUCUGUCUGCGAUUCUCGUGUGUUGUAUUGCAAACAUAUGGUUGCUAGUCAAUACGAUGCUAUUUUGGAUUCAUUAUCCUCAGCGUCCUCUCCCAUCAGUCUGGCAUGCUCGGCCUAUAGUACAAACGUUAAACGUGAUCUUCUUCCCGAUUGCUCCAAUCGCAGUAAUUAUGCCGUACCUUUCUAAAUAUCAUCGCUUUUGGUUCACCCUCGGCGUGAUAUGGUGGUGCAUCCAGCCUGUCUACUAUUCUUUUGUCCUCCCGUUCAAAAACGACCUCGGGAAUAUUAUGAUGUCAGCACAAUACUGCUUCUUCCUCAUUUUUCUCGCCGUCUUGCCAUGCGCGCCCCUACUAAAGGACACAUAUUCUUCCAAUCGCUUUAUCUUCCAUAUCGGCUUCACGAUCUCCAUAAGCUUUUGGGUCGGCCGAAUCAGUUUUUGGAUCCCGGGUUCAAUACUGCCGCUAUUAGUUAGACCGCAUUUUGAAUGGGCGGCGGUUCCUGCGGGCCUAGCGGCUGUGUUAUAUUUCAUUGCUGCUAGGAAAGGGCAUGGGUUAGUCUUUAGUAGGACACUUGGAGGUCCUGGGGUAGAGCCAAUGUCGCUUGCUCUUCCUAGCUUGGAACCAGAGUAUAGCGCCAUUAGCAAUGGGAGAAUACGCUUGUAGCCCUCAAAGUAGGAAAGGCGUUACCAUUAUAGCGGGACUUUGAUUACGACGAGCAGAGAUAGGCAAAACAUUACUUCAUGGACGAGCAGUGCCACUUUCUUUGGGAGGGCGUUAAGAUCUUGGACGAUGUAUAAACCCCAAGAUGGG
Mytilinidion resinicola is the source of this 984-nucleotide messenger RNA. RefSeq lists its product as uncharacterized. The transcript is spliced from 4 exons. The coding region runs from base 106 to 837 and encodes 243 amino acids. The record is from RefSeq and is a predicted model, not a curated record. NCBI's taxonomy places the organism in Eukaryota, Fungi, Ascomycota, Dothideomycetes, Mytilinidiales, Mytilinidiaceae.